Molecule: messenger RNA, 1340 nt
Organism: Eurypyga helias (sunbittern)
Lineage: Eukaryota; Metazoa; Chordata; Aves; Eurypygiformes; Eurypygidae
Gene: FAM131B
Product: family with sequence similarity 131, member B
Exons: 7
Coding region: 52-1026 (324 amino acids)
Source: RefSeq, a predicted model, not a curated record
GAGGUGAUUGCAGUAGACUGGAAGGGACUGAAAGAUGUGGACCAAAUCAAUAUGGACAGCACCAGUUCACUGCAUGGCAACAGCUUCCAUCGACCUUCCACUGAGCAAACACGGACAGAUUUCUCCUGGGAUGGUAUCAACCUCUCCAUGGAAGAUACGACCUCCAUCCUCCCCAAGCUGAAACGCAACUCCAAUGCUUAUGGAAUUGGGGCUUUGGCUAAAUCAUCUUUCUCUGGGAUAUCUCGCAGCAUGAAGGACCAUGUCACAAAGCCAACGGCUAUGGGCCAAGGCCGUGUGGCUCACAUGAUCGAAUGGCAAGGCUGGGGCAAAGGUAACAGCCAGCAGCAGCACACGCAUGAGACAGCACGCAAAGACGCGGAUGCCUACUCGGACCUGAGCGACGGUGAAAAGGAGGCCCGGUUCCUUGCAGGAGUGAUGGAGCAAUUUGCUAUUUCGGAGGCAACUCUGAUGGCCUGGUCCUCCAUGGAUGGUGAGGAUGUGAGUGUAAACUCAAACCAGGAGAACCCAGCAGGCAACUACUCUGAGAACUACCAGGAGCUAAUGGAGAGCCAGGAGCAUAUGGUCCAGACGCAGUACGACAGCUGGCCUCAUUCCUAUGUCUCGCAGGGCAUGUAUUGCUUAGGUUCAUCUGAUGCCUGGGAGACCAGUGACCAGUCCCUCAUUGCUUCCCCAGCAACGGGCUCCUACUUGGGCCAGAAUUUUGACGAGUCCCAGACAAACCUUCAGGAAAUGUGGCCCCUGCAGACUGCUCAGGGUGGGGGUGGGGCCGAGUCCAGUGCAUACAUGGAGGACCAUAUUGAGGAUGAAGGCAACCCACGGCUGGAGAAGGCUCCUCUCCUAAACAAGAAGCCCUCUCCGGAGGAGGAUGACGCAGUGUGCCGGGACCUGGAAUCACUGUCUCCUCGAGAGGAGAUGGAACAUGCUGCACUGAGUCGCAAAGUCUCAGAUGUCACCUCUUCUGGGGUGCAGUCCUUCGAUGAGGAAGAGGGAGAAACAAACAACUGAUGCUUUCUGUGAAGUUUUCGUCACUGCUGAACAAAGAAAGGGAUGGCAAGGAAAGAAACGACAGUGAUUCUUCUCUCCAGCUUCCUGUACUUCUGAGCAGACGCACCUUCCAUUCCUGACAUUUAAUUAUUUUUUUAAACAAGAGGAAAAUCUCAAAGUGAUUGACACAUGAAGACCUCUUCUUCCCCUCCACCACGCACACGUAUUUUUGAUUUUCAUUGCUCUGGGCAACACCUGUGAGGUGCUUGAAGAGAUCUGGAUUGCUAAAUCAUUUCUAAAUGAUUUUUUUAAUACAGAGUCUUGGCUGUGGAUAC